This is a messenger RNA of Paramecium sonneborni, 1600 nucleotides long. Lineage: Eukaryota; Ciliophora; Oligohymenophorea; Peniculida; Parameciidae. The record is from the annotation of a GenBank genome assembly.
UAUUUACUAAUUUAUGAUCAUUUUCAUUUAUUUUCUCAUCCCUACUAUAAGCAAAGCAAUUUAAACCUAUUUUGUUUAGUUUGGUGAAGUUAAAACCUUAUUUGAAGUUGUAGAUGCAUUAGAGGCUUAACUUAUUCAGAUUGAGUAUUGAUUAAAUUUAAUCUAGUGAUAAUAAUAAAAUAAUCACUAACUCAUAGUUCUGCAUUCUUUCAAAACGAACUUUAUUCACAGAAGGCUAAACAUUUUAAUUAACAAAUUAUGAAUUUGAUCCUAUAUCUGAAGAUUCUGAUCUCUUGAUUGAUAUAGUUAUUUACGGAAAUAGUGAUAUAUAUGGGUUAACCAUUAACAAUGGUUUAUUUCAUGCAAAUCUAAAUACAAAAAUCACAAAUCUAUAUCAUCUAAAUUUUACUGAUGAUCAGAAUUAAUUACCUCAACUUAUUAUUUCUUCUAAACAUCUUUUUUUUGUAUCUGCUAAUUAUGCUUAUUAUCUAGAUUUUUUAAAUCUACAAAAUAAAGGACCUGUUUUGAAUUGGCAAAGUAAAAAAACACUAUACUAUUCUGAAAUAAUGGAUAACUAUUUAUUUUCUGUUUUAGGAAUAGAUGGUUUAGAAAUUUAUUUUAUUGAUUAAGAUUAUUAAUCUUAUCUUUUAGAUCAUUAAUCCAUUGGUUUAUUGACAAUUGAUUUUAGAGAUUUUUCUAUUGUUAAAAUUAAAGAUAACAAUUAUUUUCUAUACAUUUUAUGUAAGAUUAAUGGUGUUAUUAUUAUUGAAUUAAUAAUUUCAGAUACUAAAAUUUUAAGCAAAUUACUACUGAAAAAUAUUGGUUCUAAAACUGAUGGAAUUGCUCUUACAAUUAAUUUUAAUGAAGCUCUUUUUGUUGCUUAUAAAACAAAAAAUUAAUAUUAUGUAAUCCAAUUUAAUAUUGAAAUUGUGAGUAGAAAAUGGGGUUCUGUAGCGAGAUUCAAUAUUUCUAAUAAAAUUAUUGAUAUUGAUGUUAAUAAUUAGUUUAUUCUUGUUUAAGGAACACACACUCAUUUUAUUAUUUAUUAUUUGGAUAAAUAAAAUGCAAUUCCUUUUCAAUUGACUUCAGUUAAACAAUUUGUUUUAGCUGAUAAUAAUAUUUAUGGAACAACUUCUAAAUAUUUAUUUCAAUUUCAACCCAAAAUAUAACCCUUUUAGAUUAAGUGCUUUAUUGAUUGUAUUUUUAUUUAAUAGAAAUUUUAGCUGAUUCAAAUCAAAUUGAGUAAAAGUAUAAGCUUAUGUAUAGAAACAAUUAAGGUUGGUAACAAAAAGAAUUUAAAGUUAAUUUUAAUCAUUCAUCUUUGAUUGUUUAAAAAAGCUUUCUACUUUUUGUUUUUUUACUAUUUUUUAUACAAAUCCUUUUGUGUGUUGCUUAUCGUUUAUAUAAAAAUUAAAGAGAAAUAUUAACAUAAAGCUAAAUAUUAGAAUCAAAGAUUAGAUAAUUACCUUAAAAUAGAGCUUCUAAAUUAUUAAUGCCUCAUACUUUUAGAGCUACAUAGCCAAAUUUAGAAACCAGAAUUAAUACUAAUGAUUUUACAGAUGACAAUACGAUUUUAUAGAAGGACAAGAAAAUUUUUUGA